AUGGAUGAGAAAAAAGUUAAAAGAUCUGGCCGCCAACCACCAUCAUCGUACCCUACAAUCUAUAGAACACCGCGAUCUCGUUCGCUAAGUAGUGAAAAAGAACAAGGACCCGCCUUACAGACUGUACUUAUAAAAGAACCGAAAUUAUCCGCAGCAAACAAGAUCGAACUUACGCCGAGACUGGAGCGAAGAUUAAAGGUUGGUGAACUAAUAGAACGUUUUGAAAAUGUUGAAUCAGUAGACAAUAUUCAAAUAAACAAAUGUUCAUUAUCAUUACUUACCCGUUAUACAAAUGGGCGCCUAUCGGCACGCGACAUUCGGUCAUCCUCGUCGUCAACUGGACAAAAGAAAAUCACUCGUACACAAUUUGCUUCACCCAUUCGAUCUUUAGCGUUGAUUGAAGAGAGACUUCCAAGUAAUAUGAAAAAUAUUCCGGAUUCAAUUUCACACUAUAGAAAUUUCAAUAACUUGACGACAUCUAGUGAAACUCAAUCACGACAUACGAGUAAGUCUAAUGUAACGUCCGAAACAAAGCUUCCGAAACCCAUGAUACAAACAAAGCAAAAUUCGCUGCAGCUUCCAGAGCAAUAUAUUAAAUCUCAACAAACGGAAAUUGAAAAUGCUGUCGUUAGUCGGUCAGCACUAGAAAGUUCUUCAAAACACGAUGAACAACUCGAGCCAUCUCCUAGUGUUGAAUUCAAAGAGCACGAUGCAAAAAAAACCAUAGGUUUCAAUAAACGUUUGGAAGAAAUACACAAGACUGAAAAUAAUUAUAUCGCCAAACUUCAUGUACUUACAUUUAAAAUGCCGAAAAUAGUCAAACAAAUAUGUCAGACAGAUGAAAAUACUCUCAAAUCAUUUUAUGACAUCUUUCAACCGUUACUUGCUACACUAAAACAAUUAUAUGUAUUUCAUUAUGAAAAUAUUUUACCAAAUAUGGAACAAUUUAUAACAGGUCAUCGAACUGAUUUAAUAUGGUCGAUAUUUGAAGAACAUUUUCAAACGAUUGAAAAUUUGUAUAAAGAAUAUUAUACUGUUUAUGAUGAAAAUCAACAGAAGUUCGAACGUUUAUGUGCGACAAAUGCAUUACUUCAUACGGCAAUGCUUGAUUGUCAAGGCCUUAUGGGAAAUUUAUAUCCUAUUAAUGAACUUAAUUGCGCUAAUCAACAUUUACUUCGUUACAUUCUUCUCAUGAAAAGUUACAUGAAACAUCUCGAUAAAGAUUCUUCUGAAUAUGAACGUACAUGCUUUGUACAUGACGAACUUACUUCUAUAGCUGAACGAUGUGAAGAACACUUAGCAAUAUCUUCAACCCAAUUAAAUAAAUUAAAACAACGAGUCGAUGGUAAAUUAGACUGCUUUGAAAAACAACAACUCAUUUGGCAUGGUUCAUUGAAGAAGCAAUCGCCACGUAAACAUACCGACAUUAGUCCAGCAUACAUUAUUUUAUUUUCUGAAUGUAUACUUGUUUGUGGAGAAUCAGGCAAUAAACUUGAAGUCAAACGCCAAUUAUCAAUAGGAAAAGUAAAUGUUGAAAUUAUCGAACGUGAACGAAUGGCAUCAACAGCACCAAAUGUAACCAACGUACAACAAUCCAUUUCUACUACUUAUUAUCCAUUUCGUGUCAGCGCGACUGAAAAAGUAUACGAAUUCAUCGCUGAAAAAGAAUCGGAUAGAGAAAAAUGGGCCAAUAAGAUUCGACAAGCAAGUGAAGAAUUCAAAAGACGAAAUUCAACUAUAGCAAUUCGUCAAUCGCAUCAUCGUUUCGAUGAACCACAACUAGGUGCUCGUGCCCCCGUAUGGGUCAAUGAUAUCGACGUAACACGCUGUCAACUUUGUCAUCAUCUUUUCUCAUCGAAACUAAUUUCAAGACAACAUCAUUGUCGAUCGUGCGGUCGUUGUAUAUGUAAUUCGUGUUCUACAAAAAAGCUGCUUCUUAAAUAUUGCAGUAAACAAGGUGAAAAACGUAUUUGUGAUCUAUGUUAUGAUAAUUUUACUGGCAUAAAGAAACAUCCAAAAAUAUGUUUAAAAAUAACGCGUGAUCCAAAUAAAAUGAUUUUAUUCGGUGAUUUUCGAUAUUUUCAGUCGAAAUCAAUUAUUUGGAUUGAACUACAAGAAGAUUUUCAAUUGCAUGCAUUCGGCGCUAAAUUGGAUCAAGUUGAAGAUUUUUCUAUUAAUCUUCUUGAACUAAAUGAAAUCUUAUUUAUUAAAGAAACACAAACAUUUAUAUUAGAUGGUAAAGAUAAAACCUAUAGACUAUCUUUAGAAAUCAAUCAUCAAAUCGCGUAUCCAAAAAAUGAUUAUAUCGAUAAAAAUCUUCAAAAUACAAAUAAUAAAUUAUUUUUCUUUGCUAAUCUAUGGUACGAUACGAUGCAAUCAGCACGUUUAAGAACAACACCACUAUGGUACAUAAGAAAACGUGAUUCAGCUGAUAGUGGAAUCAGUAAUAAUUAA
Molecule: messenger RNA, 2454 nt
Organism: Rotaria socialis
Lineage: Eukaryota; Metazoa; Rotifera; Eurotatoria; Philodinida; Philodinidae
Source: the annotation of a GenBank genome assembly